AUCGCGAGAGCGUGCGCGCAUCAGCGGGCGACACGCCCUUCCAAUUCGGCUCGCAGUACACGCACUUCUUCUACACCAUGCAGCCGGUCUACCCCUUCCGCCUGCUGGCCACGUCGCGUGAGUUUUGCGUCGCGUCGAGUCAGUCGGAGGACGACUGCGAGAGCGUGCAGUUCAUCAGCGGCGCCGUGCUCGAGGCGGCGCGGAACGCGACUCCGACCGCAGACGGGCAGCAGGGGCAGGGGCAGGGGCAGCAGCUGCUCCUGUCGAUGGGGAUCAACGAUUGCGAGGCGAAACGCUCGCGUGCCCCCGAGAUGGCGCCGCUGCCGGGCGAGAAGGACGCGUGCCAGGUGGGUGGAGGAGGGCUGGAGGAAGGGUAG
This is a messenger RNA of Emiliania huxleyi CCMP1516, 377 nucleotides long. RefSeq lists its product as hypothetical. The transcript has 4 exons. Lineage: Eukaryota; Haptophyta; Isochrysidales; Noelaerhabdaceae. The record is from RefSeq and is a predicted model, not a curated record. The annotation marks the transcript as partial.